GCAUUUCCCAGCUGCAGUAAAUCUACCAUGCGCCAACAGUUUAAUUAGCCAAGACAACAGGUGAAAGUAAACAUGGAAGAGUUAUUCGCGUCCAGUUAAAACUUUAUUUUAGAUAGUCCGCCAUGGCGAAGCAGUACGAUGUUCUCUUCCGGCUGCUCCUGCUCGGCGAUUCGGGGGUCGGAAAGACUUGCAUGUUGCGUCGCUUCACGGACAGAGAGUUCGACUCUGGACACAUCUCCACCAUCGGUGUGGAUUUUAUAAUGAAAACGCUAGAAAUAGACGGAAUCAAAGUGCGAAUACAAAUAUGGGAUACCGCCGGUCAGGAACGCUAUAAGAGCAUCACCAAACAGUACUACAGGCGUGCACAGGGUAUCAUCUUUGUUUAUGACAUCACAAACGAGCCCUCCUUUCAGCACAUAGUGAACUGGGCCAGCGACGUGGAUGAGUUUGCCCCAGAUAAGGUACAGAGGAUCUUAGUCGGGAACAAAUCGGAUGACGAGACCAGAAGGUGCGUGACAAAAGAAGAAGGAAGCAAGGCUGUACUGCAUCAAAAAUUGGCAUCAGUGUGCAAAGGAUAUCACCACAUCGACUCAGGAGCACUUCAGAAAACAACGCUAGCUGAAAGAUAUGGAAUGGACUUCUUUGAGACCAGUGCAUCUACCAGCAACAACAUUGACAAGUCGUUCACUCAUGUGGCAAAACAAGUGCUGCAGGCUCACAAGACAGAUGUGGACAACCUGUUGGGUUCGACUGAUGGUAAUUUAAACGAGGCUGCGCUGGAUGAAAGCAGUCAAGAUCACGUCAACAGCAUUCAGAGGAUGUCGUUCAUCGUCAAGACCUUUUAUGACCUGAAGGCCACCACGCUGGAGGGCGACCUGGUGGACUUCAACGUGUUCCGAGGGCGAGUGGUGCUGAUAGAGAAUGUGGCCUCGCUCUGAGGCACCACCAGCCAGGACUUCAGCCAGCUCAACCACCUCCAGAGCAAGUAUCCACAUCGGCUGGUGGUCCUGGCUUUCCCCUGUAACCAGUUUGGAUAUCAGGAGAAUUGUACCAAUGCCGAGAUCCUAAAUUCACUCCAACAUGUACGUCCAGGAGAAGGAUUCCAACCUAACUUCACCGUCUUUGAGAAGUGUGACGUGAACGGAUCAAACACUCAUCCCGUCUUCGCCUAUCUCAAAGACAAACUCCCAUAUCCUGAAGAUGACCCCACACCUCUCAUGCAGGACCCAAAAUAUCUGGUUUGGAGUCCUGUUAAUAGGACGGACGUGUCCUGGAACUUUGAAAAGUUCCUCAUCGCACCCGAGGGAGAGCCUUUUAAAAGAUAUAGCAAAACCUUCCCCACAGUUAACAUAGAGCCUGAUAUUCAGAGAUUAUUAAAACUAACCAAAACUUUAAAAUGAGGACUUUUUAAUCCACAUGUCUGAGUCUUAUUUCAUGACGGUGAUAUUUUUAAAACACAAAAGACAUAUCAUCUGACGCUCCAUAAGUGCUAAAAAGUGGUGGAUGCAUAAAGUCAACCCCUCUGUUCUCAAUUGAGCUAAUAAAGUAAAUGUGUUGUGUGUUUGCUUAGCCAGCAGAUGGUGCUAUACACUUGAUUAAAGAUAUGAUGCUGCAAUGCUUUUAAUCAACAUUCACCUCACACACUUGCAAGAUUUUUGGUUGCAGGAAAAUGUUUCAAAGCUUGUUUUACAUGUUUCAAAAACAGUUUUGGAGACAUUUUCUCUGUGCCUGUGAUGCAAUCUUUCAAUAAACAUGACACGACUGCUGCACAAUUCAAUCAA
Molecule: messenger RNA, 1781 nt
Organism: Nerophis ophidion (straightnose pipefish)
Lineage: Eukaryota; Metazoa; Chordata; Actinopteri; Syngnathiformes; Syngnathidae
Gene: gpx2
Product: glutathione peroxidase 2
Exons: 10
Biological process (GO): response to oxidative stress
Molecular function (GO): GTPase activity; glutathione peroxidase activity; GTP binding
Source: RefSeq, a predicted model, not a curated record